AUGUUGUCUCGCUCUGCCAAGGCCGUCGUUCGCCCCUCGCGCCAGUUCGCCAACAGGACCUUCACGUCUUACUCUGCCAUCCUUGACAAGUUCCGCGUCGAGCGCGACACGUUCGGCGAGCUGCAGGUUCCGGCCGACAAGUACUAUGGCGCGCAGACUCAGCGCUCGGUGCAGAACUUUGACAUUGGCGGCCCCUCUGAGCGCAUGCCGCCUCCCCUCAUCAAGGCCUUCGCCGUCCUCAAGAAGGCCGCCGCCGAGGUCAACAUGACCUACGGCCUCGACUCCACGGUCGGAGAGGCUAUCAAGCAGGCUGCCGACGAGGUCAUUGCUGGCAAGAUUGGCCAGGACCACUUCCCCCUCGUCGUCUUCCAGACCGGCUCGGGCACCCAGACCAACAUGAACGUCAACGAGGUCAUCUCGAACCGCGCUAUCGAGAUCCUUGGCGGCGAGCUCGGCUCGAAGAAGCCCGUCCACCCGAACGACCACGUCAACAUGUCGCAGUCGUCGAACGACACGUUCCCGACCGCGAUGCACGUCUCUGCCGUCGUCGAGAUCUCGAACUCGCUCAUCCCGGCGCUUGAGGAGCUCAAGGCCGCUCUCUACGAGAAGCAGCAGUCGUUCGAGAAGAUCAUAAAGAUCGGCCGCACCCACUUGCAGGACGCGACGCCCCUCACGCUCGGCCAGGAGUUCUCCGGCUACGUUCAGCAGGUCGAGAACUCGAUCGCGCGCGUCAAGGACGUCCUCCCGCGCCUCUCGAAGCUCGCCCAGGGCGGUACGGCCGUCGGCACCGGCCUCAACACCCGCAAGGGCUUCGACUCGAAGGUCGCGGCCGAGAUCUCCAAGAUCACCGGUCUCGCGUUCGAGACGGCGCCGAACAAGUUCGAGGCGCUCGCCGCGCACGACGCGAUCGUCGAGGCAUCGGGCGCGCUCAACACGGUCGCGUGCUCGUUCAACAAGAUCGCCAACGACAUUCGCUACCUUGGUUCGGGCCCGCGCUGCGGUCUCGGUGAACUUGCCCUGCCUGAGAACGAGCCUGGCUCGUCCAUCAUGCCGGGCAAGGUCAACCCGACCCAGUGCGAGGCCCUUACCAUGGUGGCCGCCCAGGUCGUUGGCAACAACAUGGCCAUCACCGUCGGCGGCCUCCAGGGCCAGUUCGAGCUCAACGUCUUCAAGCCCGUCAUGAUCAAGAACCUCCUCCAGUCGAUCCGGAUCCUCGCCGACGGCGCCAGAUCGUUCACGAAGAACUGUGUGGUCGGCAUUCAAGCCAACGAGGAGCGAAUUUCGAAGCUCCUGAACGAAUCGCUCAUGCUCAUUACCGCACUCAACUCGAGGGUCGGCUACGAUGCGGCGGCCAAGGUCGCCAAGAACGCUCACAAGAAGGGCAUCACGCUGCGCGAGUCGGCGCUCGAACUCCAGCUCCUCGAUGGAGAAGAAUACGACCGCCUUGUCCGCCCGGAGUUGAUGUUGGGACCUUCUGAGGAGUAG
Rhodotorula toruloides NP11 is the source of this 1485-nucleotide messenger RNA. RefSeq names its product fumarate hydratase, class II. Lineage: Eukaryota; Fungi; Basidiomycota; Microbotryomycetes; Sporidiobolales; Sporidiobolaceae. Gene Ontology annotation, biological process: malate metabolic process; tricarboxylic acid cycle; fumarate metabolic process. Gene Ontology annotation, molecular function: fumarate hydratase activity. Gene Ontology annotation, cellular component: tricarboxylic acid cycle heteromeric enzyme complex; mitochondrion. The record is from RefSeq and is a predicted model, not a curated record. The coding region runs from base 1 to 1485 and encodes 494 amino acids. The transcript is spliced from 7 exons.